AAGAGAAUUGAAUAAAGAUUGAGUAUGAGAAAAGGGGCUAUAAGAAUGAGGGGGUCGGGGGAGGGCAUAUUGUUGGAGAGCAUAGGAUGGGAAGGUCCCCUUGCUGUGAGAAAGCACACACAAACAAAGGUGCAUGGACCAAAGAAGAAGAUCAUCGCCUCAUUUCUUACAUUAGAGCUCACGGUGAAGGCUGCUGGCGCUCUCUCCCCAAAGCCGCCGGCCUUCUCCGUUGCGGCAAGAGCUGUCGUCUCCGCUGGAUCAACUAUCUCCGCCCUGACCUCAAGCGCGGCAAUUUCUCCCUCGAAGAAGACCAACUCAUCAUCAAACUCCACAGCCUCCUUGGCAACAAGUGGUCUCUAAUUGCUGGUAGAUUGCCCGGUAGAACUGACAAUGAGAUCAAGAAUUACUGGAAUACUCACAUACGCAGGAAGCUUCUGAGCAGAGGUAUUGACCCUGCCACUCACAGGCCUCUCAACGAUUCUUCUCAUCAAGAACCUGCUGCUGUCUCUGCCCCUCCUAAACAUCAAGAGUCCUUUCACCAUGAACGCUGCCCUGACUUGAACCUUGAGCUAACCAUUAGUCCUCCCCAUCAUCCUCAACCUGAUCAUCCGCACUUGAAGACCCUUGUGACAAACUCAAACCUUUGCUUUCCCUGCAGUCUGGGUUUGCAUAAUAGCAAAGAUUGUAGCUGUGCCCUCCACACUAGCACUGCCAACGCUACUGCUACUGGCUAUGAUUUCUUGGCCUUGAAAACCACCGUCGUUUUGGAUUACAGAACCUUGCACAUGAAAUGAAAUCAUAUUACUGAAAUCUCUCUCUUUCUUUCUUUCUUUCUUUUCUUCUCUAAUAUAAUUUCUUACUUACUUACUUACUUACUUACUUACUUGUUAAUGGUUGCAAAUGAUAAAAAAGUUCCAGCCAGUACAGUUGAACAUUUCCAUUUUCCUCCUCCCUUUUA
Glycine soja is the source of this 958-nucleotide messenger RNA. Its product is annotated as myb-related protein 308-like. The record is from RefSeq and is a predicted model, not a curated record. Bases 87 to 794 code for a protein of 235 amino acids. NCBI's taxonomy places the organism in Eukaryota, Viridiplantae, Streptophyta, Magnoliopsida, Fabales, Fabaceae. The transcript is spliced from 2 exons.